AUGAAGGGCAUAUGUAAUUUUUUGCAAGGGUUGAAACCAGCCAUUCUAAUGGCUUUUGCGCAGGUUGCAUUUGCUGCGGUGAAUGUGAUCUACAAGAUUGCCAUAGAAGAUGGAAUGAGCAUGAGGGUUGCUACCGCCUAUCGCCUCAUUUUAGCAUCGGCUUUCACUAUCCCCCUUGCUCUUAUCUUUGAUAGGAAGAAGAGACCAAAGAUUACUCGGAGGGUGAUUUAUAUGACAUUUCUUUGUGGAUUAUUUGGGGGAAGUGGAUAUCUAAACCUUUACCUCGAGGCUCUGGCUUUGACAUCAGCAACGUUUGUGUUGGCUAUGCUCAACCUUUGUCCAGGCAUUACCUUUAUCAUGGGCAUAGCCUCCGGAUUCGAAAAAUUAAAUUUGAGAUCAGGAGAAGGAAAGGCAAAGGUAAUAGGAACAAUAACUGGAAUUAGCGGGGCAAUGCUGUUGACGUUUUUCAAAGGGGUAGAAAUUAAUUUGUGGUCUUCAAAAAUCAACCUUUUGCAUCCCCAUCAAAACGACAAUGGUCAUAUGGCAACACAUCAUGGUGAUUCUGGUAGUAAACUGUGGGGUGUACCGUGUGCCCUUGCAAGUUGCUGCAUUUUUUCUCUGUGGUUCAUUAUUCAGGCUAAGUUGAAUGAAGAAUUCCCGUGCCCUCAUUCAAGUGCAGCUUUAAUGUCCACAAUGGGAGCGGUACAGGCAACUAUUUUUGCUCUCUGUGUUGAUAGGGACAUGAGCCAAUGGAAGCUCGAUUACGGUAUCAGGCUUUUAGCUGUGAUUUAUCCGGGAAUUGUGGUCUCUGGAAUAGUGGUGAUUGUUUAUAACUGGUGCAUAAAGAUGAGAGGCCCACUAUUUGCGUCUAUUUUCAAUCCUCUACAGCUUCUGCUUGUGGUUAUCGCUGCUUAUUUGAUGUUGGAUGAGAAGUUAUAUUUAGGAUGUGUGCUUGGCGCAGUGCUGAUCGUGUGUGGUUUAUACGCGGUGCUUUGGGGUAAGGGAAAAGAAAUGAAAAAGAAGACUCAACUCGUUCCAUUUGAAAUUACAAGAGAGUCCGAAGCUGUUCAGGUUGUUGUUACGUGCACGCCAGCAGAUCAUGAUAAAUAUGUCCAAAGCUUCCUGAAUCAAACUAAUACUACCGAGAAGGUUGCUGAUGAUCACUGAAUAUUUAUCAAAAAAAGUAUGAUGUGAGUAAUAUAUAUAAAUUUGAUGUAUGUUAUGUUACGAGAUAAAAUUAUUUUCUACACACAUAAAAGUGUGUGGAAUCCACGCGAAGCCAUGUAUCAGCGUAUUAGCCAAGCCACGUCAGCAACUUUAUUUGUCAGCUAUGCAGUUCACGUUCAGUUGUAAAUUAGUUUAUGAUUAGUUAACCAAGUUAGUAAGCCAGCUUGUUAGUUUUCGUUUCUCUCUCUUCGUAUAGGUU
Gastrolobium bilobum is the source of this 1426-nucleotide messenger RNA. RefSeq names its product WAT1-related protein At1g68170-like. The transcript is spliced from 7 exons. NCBI's taxonomy places the organism in Eukaryota, Viridiplantae, Streptophyta, Magnoliopsida, Fabales, Fabaceae. Gene Ontology annotation, molecular function: transmembrane transporter activity. The record is from RefSeq and is a predicted model, not a curated record. Bases 1 to 1167 code for a protein of 388 amino acids. Gene Ontology annotation, cellular component: plasma membrane.